AUGCAGUACCGUGUGAUCAUGGCGGUCACUCUGGCCAUUGGUGCCUAUGCCGCUCCCGCUCCCCUCAUCACUGGUGCCCCAUCUCUCUCUCGUCGUCAGGAUAGCGAGGGUGGUUCUGGUGGUUCUGGUGGAAGCAGUGUUCUCGACGCUCCCAUGACCAUCGCUGCCGGCGAAUCAUUCGACGGUGGCAAUGCUAUCUUCGACCGUGGUGUUUCUUGCACAGGUCAGGAGGAGGGCGGCGACUCUGAUGCCGUCUUCAUCCUCGAGAAGGGCGCCACUCUUUCCAACGUCCGCAUUGGUCCCAACCAGAUCGAGGGUGUUCACUGCAACGGUGGCUGCACUCUUAACAACGUCGUAUGGGACGCCGUCUGCGAGGAUGCUUUCUCUAUUAAGAAGCAGGAAGAUGGUGAGACCACUACCAUCAACGGUGGCGGCGCUACCGGCGCCGAGGACAAGGUCAUCCAGCACAACGGUGGAGGUACCGUUAUCAUCAAGGACUUUGUGGUCUCCCACUUUGGCAAGCUCUACCGCAGCUGCGGUAACUGCAAGGAGAUGCCCGCUCGCCACGUCGAGAUCUCUGGUGGUUCUGCCAGCGAUGGAAAGAUCCUUGUCGGCAUCAACCCUAACAUGGGCGACACCGCAAAGAUCUCCGGCAUCCAACUCACCGACGUUCCCAAGGAGUGUAUCACUUUCGAGGGUGUCACAGACGGCAGUGAGCCCAAGGAGGUUGGCACUUGCGACGGCUCAGGCUCCGGUUCUGGCUCAGGCACAGGCUCUGGAGAAUCUACUGAGGCCCCUGCUACCCCUACUACUCCUGCCGAAGGCUCUGAGACCCCUGCCGCAUCUGAGGUUGCUGACCCUGUUGAGACUUCUACUGAUGGCUCUCAGGGUGACGACCAAUCUGGCGACAACGAUGAUUCUGAUGAUGACAACAAGGACGACAACUCUGCCGACGAGAACAAGGAUGAGCAGUCCGACAACGAGAACCAGGACCAAGACUCUGAGUCUGAGAACAAGCAGACCCAGCCUUCUCAGCCCAACUUCAACUUUGGAAGUGGUGGCUUCGGUGGUUUCUAA
Fusarium musae is the source of this 1077-nucleotide messenger RNA. RefSeq lists its product as uncharacterized. The coding region runs from base 1 to 1077 and encodes 358 amino acids. The record is from RefSeq and is a predicted model, not a curated record. Lineage: Eukaryota; Fungi; Ascomycota; Sordariomycetes; Hypocreales; Nectriaceae. Gene Ontology annotation, biological process: pectin catabolic process. Gene Ontology annotation, cellular component: extracellular region. The transcript is spliced from 2 exons. Gene Ontology annotation, molecular function: pectate lyase activity.